AUACCAAUUAACAAAUAAAGGUUAGAAAAUCUACAAACCUGGAAACUGUUGAGCUAUACAGCUAGCUCUCUAUAAAUUGUCACCAAGUCAGUGGCAGCUAUGGAGAGUCCAACAGUUGCUGCUCUUGCAGAUGAUAUAGACUUGGAGAUUGUCAAUCUGACAACAAUCCACUCAAUCCAAGUCAAGAACACACCUCUAAGGAUGGUUGUGGCAAUCUCCUGUGCCCUAUCUAUCAUUGGAUCCCUUCUCAUAAUAUUCUCUUAUAUAUGCUUCAAGAAGAGAAGGACCAAAGCUCGUGAGAUUCUGGUACACAUCUCCCUCAUGGACCUUGGAGUGGCGCUAGCCAACAUCAUCGGCGUGUCCGUUUAUUUUGACCAAUACUAUUUUAUCUAUACCAACAACAUACCCCACUACAUUGACAAUCUUUGCAAGGCACAAGCAUUCUUUGCAGGAUACUCGACAUUGGGCUCUGUGUUUUGGACUGUGUCUUUGAUGGCAUACCUUUACUUCCGAAUAAUUCACAGUCACACCAAGCACGCACUGUAUUUCCUUCGGUUUUGCUAUGGAUUUUGCUAUGGCUUUCCACUGCUAAUUUCUCUGUGGUUGGUGCUAACUGGACGAUUGGGCUACUCCCCGUAUGACUCUGCUGGCUGGUGCACUCUAAUCACUAAAGACCCGCUAAAAAACGGAGAGGUCGAUAUCUUCAUAACUCUGUUUGGGAAUGAGCUAUGGAUCUACUUGGCCUUUAUCCUCAUACCAAUAUUGUACAUUUCCAUACGGCUCUUCGUCUACAAUAAGGUUGAGGCAACAAAGAAGUAUGCCAAUGAGACACAAAUUUGGUCAGCUCUUCAAAAUGUCGACUACAAGUUUCUUUUCAUUCCAAUCAUUUUUGUCAGCCUUCGAAUAUGGACUUGCAUUAUCAUAUGGAUAACAGAUUUUGCCAAAGUGAAAUUGAAGGAAGACGAAUGGUACACCGAACUAUUGUACUAUCUAUCGGGCAUAGGAGACUCUAGUCAAGGCUUUGCUAACGCCAUCCUGUUUGUUAUAUUUUCGAAGAAUGUAAGAGAAAGCUUCAAAAAGUGCAUACAAUGCAAGAGCUCGCAAAGGAGCUUGAUUAUUAACGCUGGUGAUGAGUCGGGGGAGAGCUCAAGGAUGUUAGAACCCUCCAGAGACUCAGACUAUGAGGCUACCACCACUAACAGUGAUGAAGAGAGAGAAUAUAACAAAGAAAAAGCAUCACAUAACUAUGAAACACUAUAAACUAAUUCUCACCUUGUUUUUUAACUAUUUAAAUGAGCUUUUUUUUAAUAAAUAUACAUGUACAGUAAUAUAAUUUAUAUGGAAUUUGUAAAAAUUAUACCAUCUAUUGUUUGUUAUCAGUACGUUUGGGGCCUAA
Molecule: messenger RNA, 1396 nt
Organism: Halichondria panicea
Lineage: Eukaryota; Metazoa; Porifera; Demospongiae; Suberitida; Halichondriidae
Product: G-protein coupled receptor 157-like
Exons: 3
Coding region: 100-1260 (386 amino acids)
Biological process (GO): adenylate cyclase-activating G protein-coupled receptor signaling pathway; cell surface receptor signaling pathway
Cellular component (GO): plasma membrane
Molecular function (GO): G protein-coupled receptor activity
Source: RefSeq, a predicted model, not a curated record